Messenger RNA from Hymenoscyphus albidus, 1739 nucleotides. The record is from the annotation of a GenBank genome assembly. Lineage: Eukaryota; Fungi; Ascomycota; Leotiomycetes; Helotiales; Helotiaceae.
AUGACAAAUUUUGGAAUAGGCUUGUUUGGUCCAGAGAAGAUCUCGCUGCUUUCCAAAGAAUAUCUAUCCCACAUAUGUUUUACUGAGUCGCGCCCGCAAGAACAACUUGUCAUAAACCCUGAAGAUCCAUUUCUCAAACUCAAUGAAAUCCGCAAAGGUACGAAAUGACUAAAAUCUUAUCGCCAUGAAGUGCUAAGCAUUGUGAACAGAUGACCCUCACAAUGGCCUCUCGCGCUCUAAAAUAUUCGAAUGGAGCUUUGAAUUGUGCCGCAUCGCGACACUAACGGACACAAUCAUCACCCAAACCAGAAAGGUGAGAAAUCGGGUCUUGUAUCUCAUAUGCAAGCAAUAUUGCUUUGGAAGUCAGAUAACGAAUUCGCUUCAACAACGAGGCAGCAAGAAACUCAACAGUCAAGAACGUGGUGAAAAACGUCAAGAAUGGGAAAGAUGUAGGCGGAUAUUGAAAUGGGAUGAGACUUUGCUCCUGUGCUGGCAAAUAGAGCUUCAACGAUGGGAGACCAGAAGAACAUAUUUGGGGAGUGCGAUUGAUGAACUGAGUAAGCUGAGCAGGCAUGAAAAGUUUAUGAAGUAUAGCUUGAAUUUUGUUCUGGAGAGUAGUCGUGAGUAUAGAUUAUUUCUUCCCUCUGGUUGUUUUUCAAUAUGAUCCAGACUAAAAAAGGCUAGAUUUUCCGAAACUCAUGGCUCUGUGUACCCUUAUCAGUGCUCUCGAGCCUAGGCGCAAAAGAUUGAUUCAGAAACCACCAAACAAGCCAACAUUCGACAGCCUUCCACACGAAGUACGCUUCUUGAUCUGGAAAUACGCAGCUCCCGGUCCCAGGGUCAUCUUCCAGCAUCCAGAAAACAAUAAAUCAUUGCCUCUUUUGAGUGUCUGCAGAGAGUCUCGAGCCAUAGCCAAGACACAAUAUACACCACUCCAUCUGCCGUCUCCUAAAUUGGCUCAUUCCCCUUCGAAGUACUUCGCGUUCCUCUACGUUGACCUCAACAAGGAUACUGUCGUCAGGGAUCUAAGCGAAAAUAUGAAUCCCAGUCCAGAAACAGCAUUAUUAACAUGGGAACUGCACUCCCUAUUUUACGAAUCAGGAAGCGCAUGCAGAAGUAGUUGCGUAAGGCAUUUCUGGGGUCUUGCACUCGUCAAAUCGCUCACAAUUCCGUUCAAUAUGGAGGAAGACAUGCGGCGGAUCUUUGGAUCAUUGGUGUACUGCUGUCCCAACCUUGAGGUCCUCAAUUUGGUCCCAACAUCGCAGUUGAGACCCCAGAAAAGACAGUAUCCACUUCCGGAAGGUUGUGAAAGGGCAAAGCUCAUACCAGUCGAUCGUCAACUGAUAGACUAUGUUGACUACCGUCUGGUUCGGAUUACCAACAGAAGGAUACGCAGGAACAAGGCAUCACGAGUGGCAGACAAACUGGCUAAAUUAUUCUCCGCAUCGAAGGAGCUGCGAGAUGUUGAGUUACCUAAGUUCAUAAAAGAACGCAUGUGUGGGGUUUACUGGAACCCGACGCUCCAAGUAUGUAUAGUCGCUAUGUGGCGUGCCUGUCCAGGACAGAAGGAAGAAUCCCAUGGUUGGUAUUCUCGGUACCUGUCAGGGGACUACUAUACCAAAGGAUACACGGGCGAUGAUGGAGAAUUCCAUCAUGGGUUUUUGGAAUGCUUGAACUUGAUGGGGGAAGAUGAUUUCUUCUUGGAUCAAUAUAAAGGAAUGGCGUCUAUAUUUGAGUAG